AAGAAGCAGAGCAGCUUGGAGCCCAGCUAGUCUCGCUGGAGGGGAGCAUUUUCAGAAAGUGGGAGAUGGCUGGCCUUGAAGGUGUUGACAAUGGUGGUCAUGAGAACCUAACCAUGGUGGAGUCACGAGAAUGGGUUAUGGUAGCCUACGCCGCCAAAGGCAUUCCAACGUCUGAUCACCUCAAACUUCGCACCACAAAACUAUCACUCGACGCUGACUCAAUCCCCAAGGACCAUGUGGCUGUCGAGCUCCUCUGGGUUUCCGUCGACCCGUAUCUCCGAGGAAGAAUGAGCGGUCAAGACGAAGGGCUCUACUUUUCCCAAUUUGCCCUUGAUGAGGUGAUAACGACAUGUGGAAUCGGAAGGGUAAUUCGGUCAAAAAGCAGUAAAUUUUCCAAGGGUGACCUCGUUAGUACCUCUUUUUUCCCCUUCUCGGAGUACUUCAUCAUAGAGGCUACUUCUUUGCAAGUGGUUGAUCAAACGGCUGGGAUUGAAAUUUCGACUUAUCUCAGUGCUCUAGGGGUUCCUGGAUUUGCUGCAUGGGUGGCAAUUGAAGUGAUUGGCAACCCUAAGUCGGGAUCCAACGUGUUCAUCUCCGCAGCAGCCGGUGGUGUUGGAAUGUUCGCCGGACAACUAGCUAAAUUCAAAGGUUGUAGAGUUGUGGGUAGUACCGGAACUGAUGAAAAGGUGAAACUAUUGAAAGAGGAGUUUGGAUAUGAUGAGGCAUUCAACUACAACAAAGAGGCAGAUUUUGAUGCUGCUUUAAGCAAGUAUUUCCCUAAUGGUAUCGACCUCUACCUCGACAAUGUUGGUGGUAAAAUGCUUGAGGCAGUCCUCAACCAUGUUAAUGCCCGUGCCCGCAUAGCAGUCUCUGGAAUGAUAUCUCAAUAUAAUCAGGUUUGGACAGAAAGAGAAGGGGUCAGGAAUCUACUGAAUAUUGUGGGAAAGGAAGUGAGAAUUGAAGGGUAUUUGAUGGGUUCUCAUAUGGAUCGGUUUGACGAUUUUACAAAGGCGAUGGUGACCUACACAAAAGAAGGGAAGCUAAGAUCCAAACACAAAAUCUACUAUGGAAUUGAGAGCUUCAUUGAGAGCUUGGGAUCCAUAUUCUCUAGCUCUAACAUUGGAAAAGUAGUCAUACAAGUUAAGCCAUAAUUUUAUCCUUACCAACACUAUUCUUUCGGGAUCAAGGACUAUAUUUUAGGAUUCUAUGUUUGCAUUGAAUACACUAUAUAUAUAUCUCUGGAUUUCUAAGCCUUGGUGCUUCAUAUGAAAUAA
Messenger RNA from Vitis vinifera (wine grape), 1274 nucleotides. Its product is annotated as 2-alkenal reductase (NADP(+)-dependent). Bases 66 to 1151 code for a protein of 361 amino acids. Gene Ontology annotation, molecular function: 2-alkenal reductase [NAD(P)H] activity. Lineage: Eukaryota; Viridiplantae; Streptophyta; Magnoliopsida; Vitales; Vitaceae. The transcript is spliced from 7 exons. The record is from RefSeq and is a predicted model, not a curated record.